AUGCCACCGAGUACCAGGCGCGUAGAGCGUACCCUGCAAGCCGCCGACAACGACACAAAUGUCACAAGCACAAUCUCAACCAAGCCAUUUCCCUUUCUCGAGCUUCCAGAUACAGUCCGUCAACGUUUCUACGAACUCCAACUCGAGGCGCCGCGUAGAUUUGUUCGUCUUUUCAGCAAAUCUGGCCCUUUGCGUACCGAUGGCAAAGUGACACCUGCAAAAGUCAGAAUCAACAUCAUGUUCACCUGCCGACAAAUCUACGAAGAGGCUAUGCCAGUGCUGUACCGCGUCAACAAUUUCUGCAUUGCUCCCCUCUUAUUUCGCUCAGAUCCUGCCCAAGACGAGGACGAUAUGUUGCAGAGUGAGAAAUGGAUCCGGGCUAUGCCUACCAAAGGGCGAAACCUCAUCAACAAGCUUGAAUUGUGGCUUCCAAUAUCCCCACCGGACAGAAAUCGUGGUGUUUAUUUUGGAAAAUGGCAAAACAUGCGAGUUAUGUUUCCUGGUCUGAGGACUUUGACCCUUUUCUUCGAUCUCAACAAUCAACUUGAUCGGACAUGGUGGGCCAUACCAGACCCUGACAUGCGUGAAGCAUUCUACCGGCGUUUCAAGGACAGUAUGCCACAAGCCAGACAGACUUUUAUUGAUCUAAGAAUGCUCAAGCCAAGUCUUGUACAGUGGCAGCCACUCAUCGACACAAUCAACAAGGUCUGGGAUGUUUCUAAAGGCGAAUCUGUGUACAUAAGCCAAGACAUACACCAUGCGAAUAAGCACGCAGAGCAGAAAACCAUCUUGGACAAGGCAUUACUGGAUGAGUUUGGACCGAGGGCUGCUAGUCAACAAGGACUCAGUUACUGGCAGAUUCGACAGAACCUGACCAUCAACGAAAACUUAUGCCUUACUGACGAUGAUACCGAUGACGAGAUAGGAUGUUUCGAUAAGUUUGACGUACAGAGGAUCGUUGCAAGGAAACGCAAAAAGGCGGACAUCGUGGAGCUUGGAUUGUUUGACUUUGAAGAGGAUGAUGGUUCAUGGUGGUGA
This is a messenger RNA of Aureobasidium melanogenum CBS 110374, 1038 nucleotides long. RefSeq lists its product as uncharacterized. The record is from RefSeq and is a predicted model, not a curated record. The coding region runs from base 1 to 1038 and encodes 345 amino acids. The transcript has a single exon. NCBI's taxonomy places the organism in Eukaryota, Fungi, Ascomycota, Dothideomycetes, Dothideales, Saccotheciaceae.